AUGUCGCAAGCCGCAAUUAAGAAGAUGAAAAAGUCUGACGAAGAGGAAAAACGAGUAGUUGACUUGAGAAAAGAGAAAAGAAAGGAUUUCAGCAUGGGUCCACAUGGCCCCGGUAUGCAGCCUGGUAUGCUCCAUCGGCCUCCGUUCCCAGGGUUCCAUCCACAACAAUUCAGACCCCAGCCCGGACAGGCCCCGUUUCCGUUCCCACCGGGUAUGCCCGCACAAUGGCCUGCGCAGGCUGCCCCGGACGAUACAGGGAAUCAGGAGAACAGCCGCCGAAACAUGCAGAAGUGGGAGUCAGACGAGGACCUAGGGGAGAAUGCUACGAUUUCACCCAUACUCUACUGCAACCUCAAACAUCCAGAGUUGAAACAAGAAUUCCCAGAUUGGUCAGAGAGAUCGAAACAGAUUGCAAAGAUUUGGAAAUUGACCCCAGAAGAGAAACAGCAUUACUUGUUGAAAGCAAGAAAGAAUCGUGGAACAGUGAAGGGCAGACAACCCAAGGUUCCUGACAGCCGACGCAAGAAGGAAACUAUGCCGCAAAUGCCGGGGGUCCCAGGGAUGUACAAUAGCCCUGAUGGCACCCCUGGAGUGCAGAGCCCUAUCAACUCCAGCCCAGGGGGCAUCCAGAGCCCUAUCCGGCCUACUGGAGCCAUGAUGCCUGGUACACCGGGGGCGUCUGGUAGCGGCAGUCCUGUGGCCCCUCCCCCCAACAGUCACCACGCCCCCCUGCGACACAUGCCAUCCAUGGCCUCUCCCGCCUCCCUGCCAGUCACCAGCUCUGUGCAUGACUGGCUCUCUGUGCAUGACUGGCUCCAGUCAAACCACGCCCACCUCACACAAAGCCACUCCCAACUAACACAAAACCAGGGUCAUGGAUCAGGGCGACCCAUGCAUCAUGAGGCCCUGUCACGCCCCCAUGAAGCCCUGACACGUCCCCUCUCGGGUCUGUCUGACCACGCCCCCCUGUCACCACAGAGCAGCACGGCCAGCUCUGGGAGUGGCAGCGACCUCCAGGGAGAGGACUGCGGGCUCCACCCUGCCAGGAAUACCUUCGCGGAGGAGGGUAGCGGUAUGAGGGCGUCUGGUAGCGGCAGUCCUGUGGCCCCUCCCCCCAACAGUCACCACGCCCCCCUGCGAAACAUGCCAUCCAUGGCCUCUCCCGCCUCCCUGCCAGUCACCAGCUCUGUGCAUGACUGGCUCCAGUCAAACCACGCCCACCUCACACAAAGCCACGCCCAACUAACACAAAACCAGGGUCAUGGAUCAGGGCGACCCAUGCAUCAUGAGGCCCUGUCACGCCCCCAUGAAGCCCUGACACGUCCCCUCUCGGGUCUGUCUGUCCACGCCCCCCUGUCACCACAGAGCAGCACGACCAGCUCUGGGAGUGGCAGCGACCUCCAGGGAGAGGACUGCGGGCCCCACCCUGCCAGGAAUACCUUCGUGGAGGAGGGUAGCGGUAUGAGUGAAACCAGUCAAUUGGAAGACACACCUGCAAUGCAUGAGGGCUGGAAUGAGAGCGAAGUCGAAGAUAUUACAUCACAUUUACAAGAUGGCAGAUUGGUUGAACUUAGCAAAUCCUUUCUCAUGAAGAUAAAAAACUGUUCUGACCUAACGAACAUGGGUGGUGGUUUCGCUCGCGUUCCUAUUCCUGGAUUCAAACACAAACUUGUUCUUAAGGCAAUUGGAGGUGAUGAUGAGAACUCAAAAUCUCAGACGCAACUUUUAGGUUCAGUUAAAAAUGAGAAGUUGGCAUCACGGGUGAGACAUUUUGCCAUCGUUCCACUGCUGGCCUACCACGAUGAUUGUUCGUUAGGUAUAUGUUACUUGAUUUCACCGUAUUUUGAAAAUGGUGAUCUGUUCGAUGCUCUUCGAUCCGACAACGGGGACAAGGUUCUACUUGAAUGGAAAACAAGGCUGAAAGUGAGCUACCAGAUAGCUUGUGGAAUAGACUACAUGCACACAAGUAAUUCGUUUCGAGGAACCAUUCUACAUUUGGACAUCAAGUCAAAGAACAUCGUGCUUGACAAAAAAUUCAACGCUAGGUUGAUAGAUUUUGGCUUGUCAAGGGAGUCAAUGACAGGAAGCAAUAUAACAACAGCGCCUUUAGCAGGAUCGGAAUUAUACCGUCCACCACGUUAUCACAAAACGAGCCCUUUACUGGAUUUGUAUGCUUUCGGUGUUGUUAUUCGGGAAAUUUUAACCGGCCUAGGUCCUGAGGGAACACGUCCUUCUCAGACACCACUGAAACUGUUGGAUGUGGUGAAUUUUGAAGAUUUGAUACAGAGACGAAUAUGGACAAUUGAUUUUGUUUGGAAGAGUGUGUCCAGUAUAGCUAGUCGAUGCAUAUCUAGCGUAGAUAAUGACGAAAUAAGGUGCCAAAUAUCCUCAGCUUUAAUACGCACAUCAUUGAAGUCGAUUUUAAUCAAAGAAUCAAUACAAAAAUGGACGGUCCUGGAUGACAAUAACUGCGAAAUAUGUGUGGUUAAUGGACAAUUGGAAAAAGAAAAUCUUUCCUUUCGCCGAGUAUCAGAAAUAAAUCAUUCUAACUGCACAACAAAAAUCAAAAUAUGUUGUGCCUGCAUGAGGAAUUCGUACGUAAAUCCAGUCAAGUGUCAGGUGUGCGAUAACGAGAUAAAAUCUAUCAUAGGAGAUGGAUGGGGCGCCAUUUUAAUAGCUGGAUUCGACGAAGACAACAAUCCGUUUCGAAAUGAUGUGAAGAUGUUUGCACAUGCUAUAUCAUCGAAAGUUCUUCCAUCGAUGUGUGUAAGGCCGAUUGCUUAUAAAAUCAUAAACUUAUUGGGAGAACAACUGAAUGUGCAUCAAAAGUCAAUGUCACAUGCAGACAAGAAUGCCCAUUGCUUGUGCAUUGUUUAUGAUACGGGUCCCAAAUGUUGUGAAGAGGUAGACAACAUAGAAAAACUUUUGCUUGCUUGGAACUCGAAGCGUUUGUUGUGCUGCAAGCUACGAUUCUCACUGACAGGCAAUUGUCAUAAACCGUCCGGUUUUUUCUUGAAAAAUGGUAAACCUGUCAAGGAUUGCAUGCAUGAAAAGAACGAAUUUGAGUUGACAGAAUUGGAGAGUUUCAUAAAGGAUUUACUAGAUAAAAGGAAUAAGUGCGACCCUGACACAAAACAAGCGUUAACAGUUUUCAUUUCAAACAUGUCUUCAUUUAUUCAUGGCUGCAAAUGGAACAAGCCGAAGCAUCAAAUAAUACAACUUCGCUUCAUUGAUCUCUUUGAUGAAUGUACAAUCUGCGUGGUUCAUCUUGUGCUGGUCAAUCCAGCCGCGGAACCGUUACCGCCACCACCACCCGUGUUCAAGAUUCCUACCUACCACCACCAUGAGCAUACCUCACCUGCGUCGUAUCAGACUCCACCGGGACCCCCGAAUGUCGCCGCUCAGGGCUCAGCAGACAGUCACGAGGACCGCUUUGCGUUCCACAGUCCUCAGGUUUUCCCACCCCUCGAUCCAAUGGGCAACAAGGUAAAGAUAUCCCCUUCAUAA
Molecule: messenger RNA, 3507 nt
Organism: Dreissena polymorpha
Lineage: Eukaryota; Metazoa; Mollusca; Bivalvia; Myida; Dreissenidae
Exons: 24
Coding region: 1-3507 (1168 amino acids)
Biological process (GO): protein phosphorylation
Cellular component (GO): plasma membrane
Molecular function (GO): protein kinase activity; ATP binding
Source: RefSeq, a predicted model, not a curated record